AUGUCGACGGGCGCCGACUGGAUCUCGCAGCAUGAUCUGCUCCGGAUAGACUACGCUAUGCUGACGAUGACAUCGAUAGUCUUUCUUGCACGGAUUGGUGUCCAGGCGUGGCGGCGCAAACCCAUUGAAGCGCAGGACAUUUUGCUUUACAUUGCAUUUGCGGCCUAUCUGGCUUUCACCAUCCUCUACAUCGUCAUCACACCCAUCUUCUUCAAAAUCCAGGCACUCCAAGACGAUCGCAUGGCGCCAUGGCCUACCAUGAUGGCAGAUAUCAUCCUCGCGUCCAGGGUUAUGUGGCAAAGCGGAAUUGAGUAUUGGACAUGUCUUUGGUUCGUCAAGUUCUCACUGUUAGCACUGUACAAGAAGCUGCUCUCUGGGAUGCCCAAGAAGUAUCUGUACAUCUGGUGGGGUACACUAGUCUUCUGCAUCAUGACAUGGUCUACCUGUAUCAUCACAGGUCCUGGGCUAGCAUGCGAUAAUACUAAGGCGUUCUUCGACGAAGGCCUUCCGUGCUUGUCACCUGGGGAAACACGCCGACAAACAGCAAAUCUCUACUACGCGUAUGCAGUGGACACUAUGACGAACAUGAUGGUCAUGUUUCUCCCAAUCAGGCUUAUUUGGAAUCUGCAAAUGGAGAAACCCAAGAAGAUUGGCUGCGGUCUACUGUUCGCUUCUGGUCUUGUUUGCAUAUUGUUCUCGACUAUACGCAUUGUGCAGGUUGGUCAAGAUGGAAAACCUCGAUCGCCCGAUCCGAAAUGGUUAACCAUGUGGACGAUCAUCGAAUGUUCAACAGCUGUUAUCAUCGGCUGUUGUCCAAUGCUUGCAUCUAUUGUACCAAAGCGUCGUACACUGCCUUCAAGCACAGUCUCAUUCGACACGCAGGGGUACGUUCGACAAUCACCUAACCGGUCUGGUGAAGGCGCGCCGAGGAGUCAUGGCUUGAGGAAUAUGCUCGGCUCCAAGAGUCGUGAGAAGAGUAGCGAGAAGAACUCGGGAAACAUCAGUAUGUCGAGGACUGGCCACGAGAGUGAGGAAGAGCUCCCACCACGUCGCACAGACGGUGCCGGCAUUCGUAUUACAGAUGAGAUACGCGAGCAGUAUAGGCUGCGUAUGGAAGAAGACCAACGCAUGGAAGAGGCACGCCUUAAGCUUGAGCAGUCACAGGUGUGA
Molecule: messenger RNA, 1170 nt
Organism: Alternaria atra
Lineage: Eukaryota; Fungi; Ascomycota; Dothideomycetes; Pleosporales; Pleosporaceae
Exons: 4
Coding region: 1-1170 (389 amino acids)
Source: RefSeq, a predicted model, not a curated record